GACAUGAAGGCGGAAGCUGUCGCACAAGUACAAAACUAGCUAGACAAACCCCUCUCUAACACCAAUUUCUCAUCUUUUUGUCUGUUAAUUCUGUAUGUUAGUGAACACCGAGGCAUGUCUUCCAGCCAUUCAAAGGACUCUUUGAGCUUUCUGGGAGGCAGAAUACCACCGGAAGUCGAGUCAUUGUCAAAAAACUUGAAGGAUGUGGACCAAGAGUUGUUCCGAAAAAUACUGAAAGCUGUGGUCAGUGCCCUGGAGGGAAAGGACUGCACAGAGGGGAUGAAGUCCAUAGCAGAGAGCAGUGUCAUCCCGCAGGAGAGGCUCUGUCACAUCGUAGCUGGGAUCCACAGACUGCUGUCUGAGGCCAUCCGCAUCCCCACAGCGUUACUUAAACAGGAGAUCUUUAAGGAAGAUUUGAAGGAGCUAAGAAUACCUGAAGACUUCAUCACAGAUUUCUCCAGUGUGGUUUUUGGAAAUCACCGUGCAGCUCUAGAAGCGGCCACCUCUCAGAAGGAUCCUCAUCUCCCCACACUUGAAGAAUUGAAAUGGAGAGUGGAUGUUGCCAUUUCUACAAGCUCUUUAGCCCGAGCGCUGCAGCCUUCUGUUCUCAUGCAGAUGAAACUUUCAGAUGGGAGGUUUCAACGCUUUGAGGUACCUGUGUCUAAAUUCCAGGAGCUUCGUUACAACGUUGCUUUGAUUCUCAAAGAGAUGAAUGAUCUGGAGAAGAGGAGCAUUCUUAAGAUCCAAAACUAAUACACCAUCCGGAGCUGAUGUUUAUGCUAACUCAUCUCUGCUCAGUUUUUAAAACUCAGUGGAGCUUUUCUACGUUUUUUCAUACGAUGUUAUGCAAGAUAACGCUCUGCACGUCAUUAUCUUAUGCUCUGAUGGUGUUGGCAUCCAACAUACUCGAGACAAGCACUUCACCUCCUACCGUGUAUUUAAAAAUCUAUAAAGUUUUUUGUUCUCGUUGUGCAUUAGUCUUUGAUGUUUGUGUCACAUUUGAAAGUCCUGCAAUCCCACACCUGUGCCAAAAUACAAAAAAAGUCAAGUGGGCGCUCGUGCACGCUGGUCAUGUGAUACACGCUCCUCUUUGAAGCAGAACGUUUUGUUCCCUCACCUCUGGGACUCCAUGUGACAAGAGGUCGAAAAAAUUAUUUAGAAGUCUUUUGGCUAAAAGUGCAACCAUAAGUGUAAAAAGUAACUUUCUUUUAACUAAAAGUUUGUCUUGUUAUGUGUUUGUUUUCCAAAAUAACAUUGAGAUUUUUUUUUUCUCACUGUUGAACCACAUUUCUGUAAUAACAUCUGUCGGUCACUAAAUUUGUAAGGAAUGUUUGAUCUGUUCAGAUUCAAACUGUGUCACAGAAAUAAGAGUUAGAUGAUAAACUGUAAACUUCAAAUGCUGAAAGUCAUUGAAAUGUAUUACAAAGAAAUCUUAUGUGUUCUUGUGACAUCUUUUUACACGAAUGAAACUGAUGUUUUUGAUUAACUGCAGCUAUUUUGUAGAUUAAAUGGAACUCGGUAUCAUUUCACUCUACUUAUUUCUAUUCUUUCUAUGACAACAUGAAUGUAAGUGAACGAAUGUAUGGUGAGGGAAUAAUAGGAUAGUCCCAAUUUGAAAGUAUUAUAAAAGGAAACAAAAUAUUACUAACCACGAUCAAGAAACACAGAAGGAAGGAAAGUACAGCUUUAGUCUGUGCUUUUCUGUUAAUUUGGUGUUGUUCUGAGUGGGCGUGUCUUUAAAGUUUGCUGCAGGCAGCAAAGCAUUUAGGCUAAAAUAUUAUGCGUGAUGUAACAUAUGGAGUUGCUUUAGCUUUGUAAGUUUGAUCAUUUAACUUCAUAUUAGACUAUAAAACGAAUGAGUUGCUGGAUUGAUCGGGAUCACGAUGCUAACACAAAGUUUAGCGUGAUGCUCUGCUUAACAGACCUACAGACUGAACUUCAUGCUGUCUCCUCAGGGCAACAUUAAAACAGAUGUUAAGUCUAAGCAACAUAAAGAAAAAAUGCUUUGUAAUGUACUAUUUUUCAGUUGGGAUAAACUAAUCCCAUUGGCGAGCUAAAUGAAAACUUGUACGUUUAAGCUCAUCUCCUUGAAUGCCUCUGUAUCAUUUUGAGUGCAGAUGCUAUUUUUAGGUCUUUUGUUGGAAGUGCUGUUGGGUUUCCCUGUAGUUGCCUUUGCAACUACAGGGAAACCCAGUAGUUGCUCGCCUGCUCGAUCUCCUCCGGUGAGUGAAAACUUAAAACAGACAAAGUUGAAUGAAGGCAAAUAUGCUGAGUAGUGGAACUGGUGAGUGACUGUUACACUC
Messenger RNA from Haplochromis burtoni (Burton's mouthbrooder), 2303 nucleotides. RefSeq names its product COMM domain containing 5 (gene commd5). The record is from RefSeq and is a predicted model, not a curated record. The transcript has 7 exons. NCBI's taxonomy places the organism in Eukaryota, Metazoa, Chordata, Actinopteri, Cichliformes, Cichlidae. Gene Ontology annotation, cellular component: nucleus. Bases 115 to 753 code for a protein of 212 amino acids.